AUGGCUGUUUCUUCCUGCACUGCAUCCAAUCUUCUGGCACAAGUCCAGGGCCAGACGAUGUAUGUGCCACCUCUUGAUUCUCUUUAUUCCAACUGGAUUCAAGGGGUCAACCCGCUUGUCGAGGAAAUAAGGCCUCUUGUUGAAGAGCUUCUGGUGCGGUAUGUCCCCCAAAAGGAAGACCUGAGUCACGCCCGAGCCUCUGCAUAUUGUCUUUUCGCAGCUACAUGGUAUCCAGACUGCGAUUUGCCGAGACUCCAGUUUGUCGUCAUAUAUUCCAUCUUUCUUUUCUUCUGGGAUGACAACAUCGAUCGUGAAGAAGGAUCUUGUGAUCGAGAAUUGUCCUAUGAUAUCAAUCUCGGUACCCAGUACCGCUCCGAAGCCAAGGGAUAUGUCAAUUGGCAUCUAGGGUUCGAGGCCAAGGGUUGUCCUGAGCCGGAAUACCGGAACCCCCAACUCGAGAUGUUUGGCAUGGCGGCAAAAAUCUUGAGAAAAAUGGCAGAUAAAGAUACCUUGAGGCGCUUCCGGGAUGAAGUUUACAUGAUGGGGGUCAGCUUUCCCCAAGCGUUGUUGGACUCGCAGGAGAUGCUGGACUGCUGGACUGAAGUGAACAAGAACAUUAUCUUCGAAAAUGAUCUUCUCUCAUUUAAGAAGGAAGUGGCUGAUGGAGCAACGACUACCUUGGUCCCAGUCCUUAUGAACGAGCACUCCAUCUCUAUGAACGAUGCUGUAGCUUUAACGGUUGCAGGGCUUGCUGAGUGCUGCAAGCGAUUUGACACGGCCGCUACCGCACUGAGGAAGAGAGCGACGGAGUUUGAUCCUAAUGUUCAGAAUGGUGUGGGACGACUGGUUAAAUGUUUCGAGACUAUGCAGAGUGGCUGCUACAACUGGAGUAAGAAGACCGACCGCUAUGGUGUAGGGCCAUAUCGUAAAGAGGAUGGCUCUCUCCAGUUUCAGCUCUGA
This is a messenger RNA of Clonostachys solani, 960 nucleotides long. Lineage: Eukaryota; Fungi; Ascomycota; Sordariomycetes; Hypocreales; Bionectriaceae. The record is from the annotation of a GenBank genome assembly.